AUGACUAAGAUAACUGAAAUAGAAGGCAAAAGCGCCGUUGCUGCUUGGAGCCCGAUUCAGAGCUGCUCAGAUGUGAUUGCAAUAGGCACAAAGGACUCUGGUGGUAUAGGAUUUGAAGAUAAUGGGAGUGCAUUGGACUUGUAUGAUCUUGAUCUAUCCAAUGGGGAUGAACCACGACUUCUGGGGUCGGUCAAGACUGAGGCUCGUUUCUCCAGCGUUUGUUGGUCUCCAGAAACUCUGGGAGGAAAGUAUCCAAUGGGACUACUGACAGGAGGGAUGGAAAAUGGAGUUAUUCAUGUAUGGAAUCCAAAGGCCAUUAUGAAGAAUCAACAGUCCCUCAUUCGAACGAUCAAGGGGCACGCUACUGGACCGGUCAAAGCCUUGCAAUUCAAUCCACUGAACCUGAGUCAAUUGGCGACUGGUGGAAGCGAUGGAAAAGUACUCAUUGUAAACUUGGAUAAGGAAGAUGAAGUCUUUAUGCCUUGUGAGUCCACACAACAAAAUGCUCAGAUUACUGCCGUUGCCUGGAAUACGCAAGUCUCUCAUAUCGUGGCGAGUGCUGCUGCUGAUGGUACCGUUUCGGUUUGGGACUUGAAGAGCAAAAAGUCAUGGUGUAAUUUGCGUUGUGAGUCAGCCGGUAAAGCUGUCGCAGAUCUGGCAUGGAAUCCUAGCGAAGGGUUGCAUCUUUUGACUGCUUCAGCGGAUGACAACAACCCAGUUAUUAAGCUCUGGGAUCUCCGAUCGUCUACCAGUAUGCCCCUGACAACGUUGACAGGCCAUUCACAAGGAAUUCUAAGCAUGGCUUGGUGUCCGCAUGACGAGCACUUGCUCCUAUCCUGUGGAAAGGAUAAUCGCACCAUAUUGUGGGACCUUUUCACGCUCACACCAAUCGGAGAAGUACCAAUUGACGAAGUUGACCACCAAACUGACACAAACUCGAACAGCCAGGAAAUGUUUGCUGCAGGAGGACUCGCCUCGAAUCAUCAGAGACGAUAUGAUGUACAAUGGUCCCCCAUCAAACGAGGAGUUACCCUGACAUGCUCGCUAGAUCGUAAGGUACAAGCGCAUUCGAUUCUUGGGCUAUCAUCUAGUUCCGCUCGUCCACCAAAAUGGAUGCGACCGAGUAGUAGUGUUUCCUUUGGGUUUGGAGGAUCCUUGGUUUCGUGCGGAUCGACAGAUCGCUACAUUCGAAUGAGCACUGUUGUCGAAGAAGAAAGCUUUGCCAAGCUUUCAGCUGAGUUUGAAUCGGUUUUGCAAACGACUAAUGUUGCAGAGUAUUGCUACGAACGAGCCACAAAGACGAAGGUUACCUCAGAGGCAGAGUUGUGGGCCUUUAUGCAGAUAAUCUUCGAUCCAAACUCAAGGCAGCAACUUUUGGGUAUGCUUGGUUUUGAUCCGGAAAUGAUUGCCAGCAAAGCAAACGCUUAUGCGGAAGAUAACCUGACCAAUGGCAUUGAGAAGUUGGCUGUUGACGACAAGCCAGCUGGUCCAAUGACAAAGACGACCGAGCAAAUGGUGAAGCAAGCAAUCAUGGUUGGAAACUUUGAUGCCGCGGUCGAAUGCUGUUUCCGAAUGGGACACGCGGCUGAUGCUUUGUUGCUGGCAUCAUACGGAGGCGGAGAUCUCUGGACCAAGACGCAGCAACGAUACUUUGAGGCACAAGUCGAAAAGCGCAACUUUUUGCCUUUAGUUAGUGCGGUAUUCGGGGAUGGAUUGGCUGACUUGGUGCAAAAGUCAGAUCCCGAAGAUUGGAAGGAGACCCUUGCAAUCAUUUUGACAUAUGCCAAGACAGAAGAGUAUCAUGUUCUCUGUGACGCUUUGGGUGAUCUAUUGGAGCAGUAUGGAGACGACCGACAUGCCUCGCUUUGCUUCAUGUGUUCCAUGAAUCUAGGUAAAGUUGGAAAGUACUGGAGACAGCAGCUCGACGAAGUGAACAAGGCAAAGGGAUCUCUGGAUUUAGCUGCCUUGCACGAAUAUGCCGUCAAGGUUACAAUCUUUCUGGUGGCUGUGGGACCCACGUCAAAGCUUUGUCUUGAGGACGCUGAGUUGUUCUCAAAGUACUCUUCCAAAUUGGCAGAGCAAGGGCUCCUAGUCAGCGCCGCGAAAUAUAGCACUCCAGAUAGUUACGAGGGCAAGGUGUUGCGGGACCGACUGUAUAGAAGUAAAGCAAGUCCAAGCUGUCUAGCUGCCAUGGGUGGUGUUGCACCUGAGUUCCCAUUCGAUAUGACCAAUGUCAAAAUGUCUCGAGCCGAGCCAGCAAAAACGACGAGAAACACUCGGCAGAUGAGGACCCAGGCAUCAACAGCCUCGAACUAUUCUCAGUAUUCUCAAGUGAGUGCAAUGUCCAAUAGCUAUGCUGGUCAAUCGCAACAGCGUAGUGCUACUCCAACUCCAAGUGUGACACAACCGGCUUCGGCUGGAACACUACCAGACGGAUGGAUUGAACUUCAAGACCCGUCAAGUGGUAUGAUGUACUAUGCUAAUCAAACAACCGGAGAAACGACUUGGGAGAGGCCCCAACCCGUCGCCGCACAGGCGCUGCCCCCAGCACCACAACCCGAGCCUCAGAAAACAACUCCGGCUACUCCAAGCAGGCCAAACAAGUUAGCUUCGAAGUAUGGAGAUGGAUUUGUCACCUCGGCAUCGCACCCAGAACUCGCCAGUCAGUAUGGCAAUGUUGGUACAAGUAAUCCAUAUGGCGGCGCCCGAGCUGGAAUCGCGUCUGUAAGCACGGUAGAGAAGCCACCAGUUUCGGGAACAUUUGACCCAAACAAUAUUCCUGAACUUUCGGCCGAGCUCCAGCCGAUUAAGGAUUGUUUGAUUGGUGUCAUUGAUGCUUUGAAGGCAGAUCCUUCCAUGGGUGGAAGCGAUAAGCGUUUGUUGAGCGAAUCAGAACGUGGAGUCGCAGUGCUAUUGAAAAGAUUGGCGCUCGGAGACAUUCAACCUGAAAUAUGCGCCAAGGUGCUUCAAAUGAUUGGCUUCAUCACAACUUACGAUUUCGGAUCAGCCCAAUCUGUUUUGACUGAUCUCGUCAGUAGCGAGUGGAGAGGUCACAAGGACUGGUUGAAGGGAGUAAAGGCACUUCUUCAGCUGGCAAGGAAAAUAUGGAAUCGAUGA
Molecule: messenger RNA, 3117 nt
Organism: Cylindrotheca closterium
Lineage: Eukaryota; Bacillariophyta; Bacillariophyceae; Bacillariales; Bacillariaceae
Source: the annotation of a GenBank genome assembly